CAAAUUUCUGCCGUCUAGAAAGACGACGGUCCAGUAUGGAGGUGGGGGACAAGGCCCCGCUCUGAAAGGCACGUGCUGUUCUCUAAAGGGAUGAUUGUUUUACACACCCCGUGUCUUAGCUGUCUGUAACUUCAUGGAACUGAGCAGCUGAGCCAGCAUCGUCCCGAGCCCGCGAGGCACACAAAACAAUCUGCGCAUGCGGGGCUAGAGGGCCAAAUUAGCGCAUGCCUGCCGGUACUGAGUGGCCUUGCUCGAAGCCAUUUUUGAUGAGGGCACCAGCCUGCUACCCGAACAUUCUAGGGAUGGAUUAAGGUUGGUCCACGAGCAUCCAUAGAGUGUUUAUUGAGUGUCACUCCCUUUGCUGAACGCUAUAGACAUAAAGAAAGGCCAGCGCACGUCUGAUUCCCCAGCGGAUCUUAGAGGGAUCCGACGAGGAGCAGCCCAGCAGACUGGCGGGUCGGGAAAGUUAACGGCCUACCGGUCUGGGUACCCCUCCCCCCCGACAGGAAGUGACACGGGAGGCUCCCGGCUGGCUGUUCGGUGGCGGGAAACGGGAGCCUCUCCCUCCUGGGGGGUGAGCGGAGACUUAAGAGCCGGUUCCCUGAGUCUGCGGUGGCUACUCUUCGUCCCGUUGUGCAGUGCCCCUCCAGCCGUCCGUCUCGUCCUGUGUGCGUGCCCCAGCUACCCCGAGCUCCUACAGCUCCACGUACGGGGACCCGUGCGUGACCCGCUUUAUCUCUGGGCCCGGCAGCCGCGCUUCCCUCUCUCGCACAGGCUUCUUUGGGAGUCUUCAGACUGACCUAGCUCCACGUCCUUCCCUCAACCAGGUCUGUGAAGCGACCAUGCAGGCCUUCCUCAAAGGCCCGGCCUCCAUCAGCACCAAGCCCCCGCCUACGAAGGACCGAGGCCCCUCGGCCCCCCAGGGCAGCAGUGCCGAGAGCCGUCGCGCCAAGCCCGUGCCGUGGGUGGAGAAAUACCGUCCCAAAUGUGUGGAUGAAGUUGCUUUUCAGGAAGAAGUAGUUGCAGUGUUGAAAAAAUCCUUAGAAGGAGCUGAUCUCCCCAACCUUCUAUUCUAUGGCCCACCUGGAACUGGAAAAACCUCCACCAUUCUGGCAGCUGCAAGAGAACUAUAUGGACCAGAACUUUUCCGACAAAGAGUUCUUGAAUUAAAUGCAUCAGAUGAACGUGGAAUACAAGUUAUUCGGGAGAAAGUCAAGACAUUUGCUCAACUAACUGUGUCAGGAAGUCGUUCAGAUGGGAAGCCAUGUCCUCCCUUUAAGAUUGUAAUACUGGAUGAAGCUGACUCCAUGACCUCCGCAGCCCAAGCAGCUUUAAGACGUACGAUGGAGAAGGAGUCCAAAACAACUCGAUUCUGCCUCAUCUGCAAUUAUGUUAGUCGGAUAAUUGAGCCCUUAACCUCCCGAUGUUCCAAAUUCCGCUUCAAGCCUUUGUCAGAUAAAAUUCAACACCAGAGAUUACUAGACAUUUCUGAGAAGGAAAAUGUGAAAAUCAAUAAUGAGGGAAUAGCUUACCUUGUGAAAGUGUCAGAAGGAGACUUACGAAAAGCCAUCACAUUUCUUCAAAGCGCCACUCGAUUGACAGGUGGGCAAGAAGUCACAGAGAAGGUGAUCACAGAGAUUGCUGGGGUGGUUCCCACAGGAACAAUUACUGGCAUAUUCUACGCCUGUCAGAGUGGUUCUUUUGAAAAACUGGAAGCCCUUGUAAAGGAUUUAAUUGAUGAGGGCCAUGCAGCAACUCAACUUAUAAACCAACUUCAUGAUGUGGUGGUAGAAAAAGAUGACCUCACUGACAAACAGAAGUCCAUUAUCACAGAGAAACUUGCGGAAGUAGAUAAGUGCCUGGCUGAUGGUGCUGAUGAACAUUUACAGUUAAUCAGUCUCUGUGCUACAGUGAUGCAGCAAUUAACUCAAAAUGUCAAUUAAAAAAACCUUUGUACAUUUUUAUGAUAAUAAAAUUAGGAUGAAUGAA
Monodelphis domestica (gray short-tailed opossum) is the source of this 1989-nucleotide messenger RNA. RefSeq names its product replication factor C subunit 4 (gene RFC4). Lineage: Eukaryota; Metazoa; Chordata; Mammalia; Didelphimorphia; Didelphidae. Gene Ontology annotation, molecular function: ATP binding; DNA binding; DNA clamp loader activity. Gene Ontology annotation, biological process: DNA-templated DNA replication; DNA repair. Gene Ontology annotation, cellular component: DNA replication factor C complex; nucleus. The record is from RefSeq and is a predicted model, not a curated record.